Acyrthosiphon pisum (pea aphid) is the source of this 4387-nucleotide messenger RNA. RefSeq names its product putative mediator of RNA polymerase II transcription subunit 26. Lineage: Eukaryota; Metazoa; Arthropoda; Insecta; Hemiptera; Aphididae. Gene Ontology annotation, molecular function: protein phosphatase 1 binding; metal ion binding. Bases 1017 to 4073 code for a protein of 1018 amino acids. The transcript has 11 exons. Gene Ontology annotation, cellular component: chromatin; PTW/PP1 phosphatase complex. The record is from RefSeq and is a predicted model, not a curated record.
AGUUGCUACUGCCUACUAUUACAGUACAGUACAGAAGUGCAGACUGUAGUUGUUGCAGUAGUACUACUCUAUAAUUACGUGGUUCAGUGUACGUCGCAGUUUGUCGAGUGUUGCAGCCAUAUUUGCAGUUAGGACGUACGAUCCAUUUGAUCAACAUAACUCAUAAGACGACGAGGAAACGAGUAUUCACAAUUUUCUGCGUUAACUACGCUUCAAUCGACGAGAACGGGAACGACGACAAAUUAUUUUGUCAUUGCCGUAAACGCUCUACGCGCGUUUUGAUCGUUAAAAAUAAUAUUAUUGCCAUCGCCCAUCAGUGUGGUGCUGUUGCAGCGUCGACGUGUUUUCUCUCUCUUUCUCGGAGCUGCGCCCGAGAUUGUCGUCAGUGUUUGGACUACUGUUUUCUAUUUCAUUUUAUUUCCGUUUUUACAUCAUUUAUCAUCACACCGUGCUUAGCGCUCAUCCAACAGUGCGUAUGCCGUAAAAUUGUUGUUUUGUCCGGAAUAUUGUUUAGCGAGCGGCGGCAGGAGAAGAACAAUCCAAAAACUGUUUCAAAUGAAGGCCAUGGGCGCUGGCGCAUAUACAAAGAGUGUUACGAUGACAGAACUGUUUUAUUAUUACCACGGCGGCAACGCUUCGAUCAAUCGAUGUCGCUAAUGGAAAUUCGGUCCGCCAUUUUGUGCUGUUUAUCAGCAAAAUUUUAAUCACAGAUUCACAUUCACGUGGGGUAGCGUCAACAACAAGAGUAGUAGCAUUGAAGUCCACCACGUACGCCGCUAACAUUGCACGCCACACACCAUCCAUUCGCCGUCGGGACGAACGAUUUUAAAUUAAUUUUAUUUCUAUUUUUACUGCCUUCCUACUGACAGGAAAACAUAAAAAAAAAACGUAAAUACAAAAUCGACGUUUUAGUAUUUUAAAUUACGACACUUAUUUUUGUGAAAGAGAGAAAAAAAUUGUGCCAAACCAUUGUAUAAAUCGUAUUUGUACGUUCAGAGACGCACAACAAAAACGCCAUGCCACCAAUUGAUCCCAUGCAGUUAUUGAACUGCUUAAAAGUUUUGCUAAAUGAAGAAUCUGGCGGUCUUAAAGGUCCUCCUGAAGCAAUGCAAAUAUCCAGGUUGAUGGCAAAAUUCUCAAAAAAAAUUGUUAGUAAAAGCUUAUAUGUUUUUAUUUUAAAAGAAUCUACUCCACAUCUAUUAAAUAUAUUCAUGGAUGCUGGUGGUUGGAAUUUAAUUUAUAAUUGGUUAAAAGAUGCUGUAGAAACUGAUAACAUUAUACUAAUUCAGGAUCUAUUAACAAUUUUUCAUAUUGUACCUGUAACAAUGGAACGGCUGAAAGCAAAUGGUGGGCCAAAAUUAGUCAAAAAGUUAUCCAAAACUCAUAUUGAUACAGAAGUGAAAUCACUUGCACAACAACUAGUUGAAAAAUGGUUAAAAGUAGUUAAAACUGAACAAUGGCAUAGUAUGAUGAGUGAUAAAGAAAGCCUUACAAAACAUGAUACGUCAGAUAACUUAAAAUCUGAAGCUGGAGGAAAUUUAAUUGCAAGUGUACCUAUAAUAGAUACUGGGGUUUCUACAGAUUCGAUAAAUGAUAGUACUACUUCAGAUUCUAAAACAAAAAUUGACAAACCUAAGAAUAAAUGUGAAAACGAAAAAGUCAAAGAUAAAACUAAAAAAGAAAAAAAUAUCUUGAAUAUUAAAGUUGAUCUUGAUAAAAAUAAAGAAAAACCAAAACCCGAAAAAGAAAAGGUAAAAGAUGAUUCUGAUGAUAUCAAAGAGAAAAAACGGCGCAUAAAAGAAAAAAAUGGAAAUCCAUUUUUAAGAAUAAUCGGAGAAAUGACUGAUGAAAAAUCUGAUGAAGACAAACAAAUAGAAAAUGAUACUUCAAAUUUAACUAAACAUACGAGUCGAAGAAAACAAAAUUUGAAAAAUAUUUCAUCAGGAGAAAGAUUCGUUAAAUUAAAAUUAUCCAAUGAUAGUAAAAAAAGCAGUGAUCCUAAUUCUAGCUCAGACAUAAAAAAAGAAUCGCGACCGUUACCUCCACCAGUUUCUAAACCUAAAUUACCUGAAUCUAAGACAAUUUUAGAGAAAAAAAAUUAUUCUAUUCAUGUAGAAAAAAAAGAAUAUGUGGGUGAGAAGAAACCAACUGUUAAAACGUUUAAGUCAAAAUUUCGAAGUACUGGUCUAGAAGAACAAGCCCCACCUCCGCCUCAUCCUAAAUCUAAAACACAAUCUAAAAAGUCAACCAAGAGUUUAUCACCUUUACCAUUAUCAAAACCUGAAAAAAGAAGUUUGUCACCUCCAUCAGAUUCUCUGAGUGAAAAGAAACUAAAGAGCUCUCCUUCGGACACCAAGAAAUUACCACCUAAAAUUAAAGAAAGUGGUUUGUUUAUGGAUGCUAUGUUGAAUGUUCUAAACUCGGCUCCAAAAGUUACCAAAAAACCUAAACGGAAACCUAAACCAGAUGUUAUUAAAAAAGACCAAGACUCUCCCCCAUCGUCCAUCCCAUUAUCGCCUGUGAAACCUGACUUAUCAUCGCCACCGAGAUCUCCAGUACAUUCACCAUCAACGUUGGAUUUGGAUUCUUUAGUUUUGCCACAACCCAUGACGAACGCCGAUGAGUCGCUGUCGUUUUCAGAAUCAGUUACGCCUUCUGACUACGUGCCGUUAUCGGCAGAAAAUACUGCUUCCCAUGAUGUGAUCCCUGAUCCAGAACCAGAGUUAAAUGUUGAACCAAUAGUCGAAAAGCCACCACAACUAAAGUUUUAUCGAGACACUUUACUGGAUUCUACAAACGAGUCACUUAAUACUGAUGAACCCGAGGAAAAAAUCCAAGUCAAAAGUCCUAUUGACGAAUCAACUACGAAUAAUUGCAACGACAACAAAAGUGGUAUGCGAAGUGUUCUAGUGUACGUCAGAAAUAAAUCGUCAAAGAAAUCGGUUUCGUGGAAACAAGAAAACGAUUUGGUGAAAGUUUCUUAUUUUGAACACGACGAAACCGAAAGAGUAAAUGUAACAAAGAAUUUUAAAGCUAUGGAAAUGCAUGAACGAGAUGUUGAAAGACAAAAUUUUAUAGCUGUUCGAAAAUUAAAUGCUGCUGAUAAUAUGGAAUCAAAGACACCUUGGAGGUAUUUAGAUGAUAGUUUGUUAGUUGACUUACCAGAAGAGCUUGGUAAAGAAAAAUUGGAACAUGGCAGUGGCAGUCAAGAAAAAAAGAAACAGACUCUUAGAGAACAAUCAGUUUUGCAAGCUAUUUAUUUCACUAGAAAUAUGGUACCGGAUUCACCAGAAGAACCUGAUCAAAUGGAAAUAGUACCAUACUCUGAACCAUUAAACAUUCCCUUGGAAGACAUGUCAGGGGAUACAGCCCCUAUUUACAAUUAUGUUAGCAUUUCUUGGCCAGAAUCUAAAGGUGAUCAACCUCCUAUUGUAGAGUUUCCUAUUGGAAUGAACAAUAUAAUGCCAAUGCCCAAUAUGAUGAUACCGCAACCUCAGUUUCCUGUGUUUGGGGGCAAUCAAAUGAAUUGGGGUAUGCCACCUGAAAAUAUGAUGGGAAUGGGUCCUCCGGCAAACAAUAUGUAUAUUCCCCCAAACCAGAUGAUGAUGAAUAAUCAGAUGUUUAUGGGUGAUCAAAUGCCACAACAGCCUCAACCCUUAUCACUGCAACAGCAACCACAACCCCCACCACUACAACAACAACAACAACAACAACAACAACAACAGCAUCCACCUGUUCAAGAGGACCAAUGGAUGGGUCCAACUGGGCCUCCGAUGCAACAUGAUCAACACUGGGGCCAACAACAACCUCCUCCUAACAAUGGCCCACCACAUUUUGAAAGAGGCGGUGGCGGGCGUGGUCACACUAGAUGGGACAAUCCUAGGGGUGGUAAUUACGACUCGUAUCGAGGCAAAAUUAACCGUAAUAACCAACGAGGUAAUAGAGGAGGUCCAUACAAUCGGAGAGGCGGGCAUCCAGGAAAUGGAAGGGUAGGAGGUCGCUUAUGUAAAUAUUAUGCGAAACAAGGUUUCUGUAAAACUUCGAACUGUGCCUUUCUACAUUCAAAAUGUUAAUGUAAUUUUUUUUUUGUCGUGAAAUAAGACUGAAUAAAAUUUAAGAUUUGUAAUAAUAGUUUGCUCACCCUCUAUUCUUGAUACUUCAAAUGACAAGCGAUAUUGUAUAUAAAAUUAUAAAUAAUACGUAUAAUUGUACACAUUUCGUUAAAACCAAAUAAUUGUUAAAUAAAUUUUAUUUGUAGAUAAAGUUAUUAUUAGUUGUUUGAUUUUUGUAUUGUAAAACGUAUUGUACUACAAAAGUAAUAAUUAUUAAGACAUUAGAUUAACGUAAUUAAUAUAGUUAUUAAUAAAAAUUAAAUCUAUGACACUAA